This is a messenger RNA of Candidozyma haemuli, 2955 nucleotides long. RefSeq lists its product as uncharacterized. Gene Ontology annotation, molecular function: zinc ion binding; RNA polymerase II transcription regulatory region sequence-specific DNA binding; DNA-binding transcription factor activity, RNA polymerase II-specific. Gene Ontology annotation, biological process: negative regulation of transcription by RNA polymerase II. NCBI's taxonomy places the organism in Eukaryota, Fungi, Ascomycota, Pichiomycetes, Serinales, Metschnikowiaceae. Gene Ontology annotation, cellular component: nucleus. The transcript has a single exon. The record is from RefSeq and is a predicted model, not a curated record. The coding region runs from base 1 to 2955 and encodes 984 amino acids.
AUGAGUUCAGUGAAAGAGCGAGAAAAACCCGAGAAACCAGGGAAACCGCCGUCGGAACCCGUGGAAAGUGACUCUUCACUGCCACAUCCGACCCAAACCAACUCUGAGUCCUCUCUUCCAGCCUCAUCGACAGCCACCUCGGCCUCUCAUGCCUUAGAUAACGAGACCGGGGACGCAUCCGAUGACCAGAGUGAUAGCGACGGAUUUUCCGCCGGCGAAGCUCCGGAAGAGGACUCUGAAUCAGAUCCAGAAGACGAGGAAGUCGAACAGAAUGAUGAAUCUUUGGCUUCUACUAUCGUUCAAGAGAUCGAUGAAGGAACCUACGUCUGCUUGGUAUGCACUUGCGAGAUCGAUAGACACUCGAAAGUGUGGAACUGCCGUAACUGUUACCGUGUCUAUGAUUUGGAUUGUAUCAGAGACUGGGCCCAGAGGGGUUCUUCUACUACAGAGCAGAAGACAUGGAGAUGCCCGGCUUGCAGCUUCGAGCAGAAGAAGCUUCCUUCUUCAUUUACCUGCUGGUGUGGACGGAUCACCAACCCUAAAGCAGAUAGUUUGAUCCCUUUUAGUUGUGGAAAUCCAUGCAACAAAAAGUAUCCACAUUGCGUCCAUUCAUGUUCCUCGGUUUGUCAUCCAGGAAAGCACCCAGAGUGUGGUGCUAUGGGCCCAGUCAUGAACUGUAAAUGUGGUAAGCAUAAGCAACAACUCCCAUGCAUGGUGACUCCUUAUAAAGCAGGCUGGCAGUGUGAAGAACCUUGUAAGACCAAGGUAUGUAUGCUAGGCCAUGACUGUUCCAAAGGACAGUGCCAUCUGGGGUUCUGCGGUCCGUGCAAGACAAAGAUUGAUGUGCUGUGCUACUGUGGCCAAAAAGAGAUGAACAUUCAGUGCAAAGAGUUUCAUCCUGAGGUAAGCUACAAGAAUGAUGAGAAGUUCAUUGGAGGUGCAAAGUGUGAUAGCAUUACAAUCCAGUACUACGAUUGCGGUGAACACUUUGAAGAGCUUGAAUGUCAGCCAUUGGCAAAGGAUAAGCCCCAUUGUAAAUUUGCUACCGAUGUGGUCAAUAGCUGUUACUGUGGUAAGACUCCUUUCGACUCGUUGAAGCGUACCAAGUGUACCGAUCCAAUGCCAGCUUGUGAAAACGUUUGUGGCAAGAAACUCAAGUGUGGAUGCUUUUGCCGUGCUCAAUGUCACGAUGGUCCUUGUGUUUGUACCAGCAUGAUCGAGACCAAGUGUGAAUGUCAGUCAAACUCAUUCAUUGUUCCUUGCAAGGCUCUUCAACAAGGUUUCAAACCACGUUGUCUUCGUAAGUGCUCGGCUCCUCUUAGUUGUCGUCAACACACUCAUCGUGAGAGGUGUUGCCCAUACGAGCAAGUUGCACUCAAGAGAGAACGUGAAGUUAAGAAGCAGUUGAGGAACAAGACGAGAACCAACUUUGAUGAUCAGGUUCUUACUAUGGAGCCUGUGCAUAUUUGUACACGGACAUGUAACCAAUUGAAGUCAUGCGGGUUACAUCGUUGUGAGGCAUUGUGUCACAGCGGUCCAUGUGGUGUGUGCUACGAAUCCUCCAAUGAUGAUUUAGUUUGCAACUGUGGGAAGACUGUUAUUCCUGCUCCAGUCAGAUGCGGUACGAAGAUUGAGUGUCACGAGCAGUGUAUCAGGGAGAAGUCCUGUGGCCAUCCUCAGGAACCACACGAGUGUCACGAGGAUGACUCCAAUUGUCCAAGAUGUACCACUCUUGUCACCAAAAAAUGUAACUGUGGUGACAAGGAAAUCAAAAAGGUGAUGUGCUCGAUCGAAAGUGUAUCGUGUGGUAAGAUUUGUACCGUCAAGAAGGAUUGUGGCCAUCCUUGCAACAGGGCUUGUUCCAAGGAUUGUACCGAAGGAAAACACGCAGAUGUUGCUACCUGUCAUUCCCUCUGUCGUAAGAUCAGGAAGACAUGUCCUCACAUUUGCGUUCGCAAGUGUCACUACGCCUUCUCGUCACCAUGUGACAGCUUCAAAUGCAACCAACCUAUCGAAAUUAGCUGCAUGUGUGGAAGGAUCACAAGAGAAGUGCUGUGUGGAGCUUCGAAUGCACAGGAAACUAGAAUCGGGACAAUUUUGGAGUGUAACGAAGAUUGUGGCCGUGUCAAACGUGAAGAAGAGUUACGUCAGAUCUUUAACGUUUCACCCAAGGCUUUUGAAAACCCAUAUGUCGAACUGACUCUUGACGUCUUCAAAAGACAGAAGAAUUGGUGUCUGAAAAUGGAGAAGAUCAUGAGGGACUUUGUUAGUGACUAUCAGGAUUUGAAGGCCGCAGGCGCACCAGCAAAGAACUCAUACCACUUUCCACCAAUGACAAAGCCCCAGCGUGAUUUCAUCAAAGAGGUUGCUUCCUCUUAUAAGCUCUAUUCCGAAUCUCAGGAUAAGGAACCAACCAGAGCUGUCUUCAUCGUGGUGACUGAGAGAACUGAAGUCCCUAAGAUGACUAUCUUGCAAGCUAUAGAAAAGGAGCGUGAGAUUGAGCUCAAGAAGCUUCAGCUUGAAGAGCUUAAACUCACUCAGCUUGAUGAGAAGCUUUACAACUCUCUCAUGAUUAGAGAUACUUUCUUCGGGGUUAAUGAGGCCUCUGUCAAAAAGGCUGUCAGUGAAAUCUUGCUGACACAUGAAGGUUACGAAGAAUUUGAUAUCAAGUGUAUGAAGGAGUCUACGUUUGUCUUCUAUGCUCCUUCCCUCCAGGAGAUGGACAAGGAGAAGGAAGAUAAUCUUUACAUGUUGCUGAAAACUUUCAAAAGCAUGCUUCGUGAGAAGCUCAUUGCAUUCGACUGCAAAAUGUGCUUGGUUGAUGACGACAUUACAGAAAUUUUAAAAGUUGAUAACAACAAUGUCAUGACCAAUAGCACAGGCAGUUCCGGACGCUCUACCCCAAAGGUCGAAGGGUCAGAGCAAAAUUCCUACGAGAUCCUACAAAACUCGUAA